Coccinella septempunctata (seven-spotted ladybird) is the source of this 860-nucleotide messenger RNA. RefSeq lists its product as uncharacterized. Bases 1 to 663 code for a protein of 220 amino acids. The transcript has 3 exons. The record is from RefSeq and is a predicted model, not a curated record. NCBI's taxonomy places the organism in Eukaryota, Metazoa, Arthropoda, Insecta, Coleoptera, Coccinellidae.
AUGCCUGAAGCUGAUCCCAAAUUUCUACAAAUCUACUUUAUGGGAGAUGAGGAACAACGAACUAAUACACGCUGCGCAUACAACCAUAUAUACCAGAUGCAGGAGCGAGAAAUUGUAGAAAUUUUGGAAACAUUUUUGCUGAAUAAUAAUCACUUGCUACGGUUGUUCAAGACUCUCUCCAACAGACUGCAAAACGACAACUACGCCAUUGUCAUUAAAGCAGAUAAAGUACCGUAUGGAGAGCACGCAGGCACAUAUAAUGUUCCAACUAUUAAUGAAGUUGCAGUUGUUAUGGCUGGUGACCCAUCGGAACGUCGAGAUAUACGCAUACAACGCAGGGAUAACACGGUGCAAAUAAUUCAAGAUAAUCAUCGUUCUUAUGAUGCAUUGCAGUAUCCGUUGAUAUUUUGGGAAGGAGAGGAUGGUUAUCAUUUCAACAUUAAACAAAGGAAUCCAACGACAGGUGUGGAACUAACCACUAUGACAAUUAAUAAGUCACAAGGUCAAACAAUGACGAUUUGUGGAUUGGAUUUGGAAAAUCCGUGCUUUUCUCACGGCCAAUUGUACGUUGCAUGUUCAAGGGUUGGCAAACCAUCCAAUUUGUUUGUGUAUAUUCCUCAAGGAGUAACCAAAAACAUUGUACAUCCAAUGGCACUAAGUUAGUUGAACUUUUUGUUAAUUGAAAAUAUACAAAUGUUAUAAAAUAUUUUGAGUUUCAACUUUAUAACCUUCAAUUAAUGCCAAUGUAACUCUUUAUUCAACACAGCUGCUACAUUCCAAUUUCCUCAUAUUGUACCUAUUAACACUACGGAUAGGUUGUAUUGUAGCAACAGUAUAAUAUGUAAUUUGUACUUUUCAAU